GUCGAACAAGGCAUCCUUCUUUCCAACGUUUUUUUCUCCUUUCCCUUCUUACAACAACAGAUUCAUCAGUCUUCGCUUUCGUCGACAAGCCGACACUGUCUUUCAGGGAGAGGCACCUGCCAACGAGGAUUGCCAGCCUCGAGCCUCACGACGCGCCGGUUAGGGAGCCUCUGCCUGUUUGAUAGUGCCUCGGGCAUUGAAAUCAUUGGGCCGUCAAUUGAAGCGGACCCAUCGCACUGGAGAGCAUAUAUCAGACUGCAACUGGAGGUCGGCAGCUAUGGCGCCUCCACCUAUCCCUAUACGAUUUGUACUGAAUGAGCGCGAAUACGGCCUGUUGCGCAAAUACCUGUUACGAACGUCACCUGAACCAGCGUCGACUGUCGAGAAAGAACAGGACAGCCACACCUCCGAUUCGGCCUCUCAACGAGACCAUCACAAUGCGGCAGCCUUUCGCUCCGCCACGCGCGUCUUCCUAGCUACACUUGGUUCUUUGGAAGGAGCGGAAUAUCUGUUGGGCCGUUUGUCGGCACGCCAGUCUCCAACUGCGACGCGCUCGAAGAAACCACUUGUGGCAUCGAAAUCCAAGUUGGCUAUAUCACUGUCCUCGCUUCUUUUCCUUCAUUCCGUCCUGUACCGCAUAUUGUCUCGUUUGAGAUUGCAGCUUCUGCACGAAAAAGUGAAGAGCAUCAGAGAGCGGUAUCCGAGAAUAUAUGCAGCGCUCACCUCGCGCAUUGCUCCAGCCAUUGGCGCUAGUCUUUCGGGGUUCGCGUUGGGAAUAUGUCCGGCUGAUCAACUGCGAGUCACCCUGGCGAUAUAUGUCGCUUGCAGAGCGUUGGAGGUGGGGUAUGCGGCUAUCGAACAAACCAAGCUCAUCAAGAACAAACCUAACUGGAUGGGGAGUUGGCUUCUCUUUGCACUAUCCCAGGGGCAGUUACUCCAUGCAUUCGUAUUCGAUCGAGACUGCUUCCCGGAAGCCUAUGGGUCCUUCAUUUUGGGCUACACGCCAGAAUAUAUCCAGCGGCGACCGGCAAAUUUGUCAGCGAAAGUCGCUUGGCCAUCGUCAAAUGACAUUGUCGACGGGUUGGCCCAGAUGGCGAGACUCCGAUGGCCGCCCUUUGUGUCGCCCAUCUUACGACCGAACAAUCCCAACACAUUGCCUCAAGGGAUCGAUCCUGUCAUCUCACCGAUCACUUCGCGGGCGCAUCCGGCGAUCUCCAAACUAUCAUGCGCUUUGAUCCAUCCGUCGGAUCCGUCGUGUUUCAUGGCCUAUUUACGACAGAAUCUGCUGGCAUUUCCACAACUGGCGCGCUUUUAUGCAAUGUACUACGGUGCCCUUUCGGUGUUGCAGGCCAAGAAGUUCAUCAGUGAUCCGAUCAAAUCGCUCAAUCGGCUUUCGGAAUCGAUCUUGAGGUCGACGUUGGCGAUUUCAGGCUCGAUCGGAGUUGCGUGGGGCAGUAUAUGUCUGUUCCAAGCGCUGUUCCCACGGUCGUUUCUGCCCAAGUUUCGCUUCUUUCUGGGUGGAAUGCUGGGAGGGACGUUUCAGGUGUUCGAUAACACGCCGGCAGGGCAUAUGACUACACUGUACACGGCGAGGACGAGCGUGGAUUCGUUGUGGAAGGUCGGUGUCAAGCAUGGAUGGUGGAGGGGGAUCCGGGGUGGCGAUGUGUGGUUGUUCGUGGCGGCGCUCGGACUGAUUAAUGCGGUUUAUGACUUGGGCAAGAAUACCCCGGCCGCGCAGGAUCAGGCAAUGGUGUUGAUCAAGGUCUUGAGAGGAGAGAUUGACAUUGGCCUACCGAAGAAGACGGAAGUGAGGAGCGAGGAGGUGCAGACGGAGGAAGGGAGGGAGGCUCAGUAGAUUCGGAGAUCAGCCCAGCAAAGAUCUGUUGCAAAGGGUUGUAUGGGUGUCGGCGCUCUGCUUCUUGGAGAAUUGAGGAGGCGUGAGAGUGGAAGUUCAAGGAUCACAAGGUGAAGGUCCAGGGUCCCUAUUAGUCGUUCAGGGAGAGAGGACGAUGGGGAUGAAUGUCCGGUGAAACUGGGCUUGGGUAUAGGGGAGGAGGAGAAGAAGAAGUCUUGUUUGGGCUCUACUCUACAUACGACAUCAUCUUUCGGGGGAUCAAUGUUUUUCUACUGGAAAUGUACAGUGAAUAGAAAGCCAUAAAGAAAAGCAC
Exophiala xenobiotica is the source of this 2168-nucleotide messenger RNA. RefSeq lists its product as uncharacterized. NCBI's taxonomy places the organism in Eukaryota, Fungi, Ascomycota, Eurotiomycetes, Chaetothyriales, Herpotrichiellaceae. The transcript has a single exon. Bases 278 to 1855 code for a protein of 525 amino acids. The record is from RefSeq and is a predicted model, not a curated record.